This is a messenger RNA of Rhinocladiella mackenziei CBS 650.93, 882 nucleotides long. RefSeq lists its product as uncharacterized. The record is from RefSeq and is a predicted model, not a curated record. Gene Ontology annotation, biological process: phosphatidic acid biosynthetic process. Gene Ontology annotation, molecular function: 1-acylglycerol-3-phosphate O-acyltransferase activity. The transcript has 2 exons. Lineage: Eukaryota; Fungi; Ascomycota; Eurotiomycetes; Chaetothyriales; Herpotrichiellaceae. The coding region runs from base 1 to 882 and encodes 293 amino acids. Gene Ontology annotation, cellular component: endoplasmic reticulum; membrane.
AUGUUCUUCCUCUUCCGCUACAUCCUCUACUUCCUGGGGUUUAACAUCCUGACGAACCUGAGCCUGUUCGGUCUCUACCAUUUUCUUCCCAAUCCCCCUCGAAUUCUCGGCUUCCUCGCCCGAGUGAUGUCGUCCUAUCUAACCAUGAUUGUGUGCGCUGCCUACGGGACCGUCGCGUCUGCUAUACUUAAAGUUAUGGGCCUAGAAUUCGCAUAUGCACAGUGGACCACAGGCAAGGCAUUCGAGCUUCUGUGCACAUACACUACGGGCGUGACAUUUGAUAUUGUCGACAACGGCCGCGACAUUCUCGACAACAAUCGCCCUGUGGUAUUUGUAGUCAAUCACCAAACCGAACUUGAUGUGCUGCUGUUAGGAACCAUCUGGCCCAAAUACUGUUCUGUCACGGCUAAGAAAUCUCUCCGCAAUAUGCCAUUAUUGGGCUGGUUCAUGAUUCUCUCCGGCGCCAUCUUCAUCGAUCGUGUGGACCGGAGUCAAGCCGUGAAGGCAUUUGAGGGAGCUGCCCAAGCCAUGCGAGAGAAGAGGCAAAGUGUGGUCAUUUUUCCCGAAGGAACGCGGAGUUAUUCCGCAGAGCCGAUGUUGUUGCCGUUCAAGAAAGGGGCAUUCCACCUUGCCGUACAGGCGGGAGUGCCCAUUGUGCCCGUGGUGGCGGAGAACUACAGUGCUGUGCUGAAUAUCAAGGCCAGAAGAUUCAACAGCGGUUCUAUCAGAGUUAAAGUGCUCGAUCCGAUUCCUACUGCUGGUCUCACCGCCGCCGACGUCGACCAAUUAACCCGAGACACACGGGAAAAGAUGCUUAACACCCUCAUUGCCAUGGGACGGGAUUCCGAAUCACGAUCCGUAAAGUCCAAAAAGGAGUUGUAA